Molecule: messenger RNA, 3220 nt
Organism: Mercenaria mercenaria
Lineage: Eukaryota; Metazoa; Mollusca; Bivalvia; Venerida; Veneridae
Exons: 3
Coding region: 153-857 (234 amino acids)
Source: RefSeq, a predicted model, not a curated record
UGAUUAUUGAUUAGUUUCAUCGAUUAAAUUUUUCUAGGAAUAUAGUUUAUAUUUCAUAAAAGCGGAAGUCAAUUGUACCAGCAAUCUGAUCACAAACCGCAGAAGAGCCAUCCAUACAAUCAAGACUAUUAGAAGAUUUAGUUCAUAACAACAUGAGUAAAUCGCUGAGCUACGAAGAUCUUGGAAGCGAUGACGUUGUGGUUGACGUUUGUCCAUUUUGUGCAACUAAGGAUAAAAUCGAGCAAGCGAAUCAUUUCUGUUACGACUGUGGCGUGUUUGGAAGGUACAUCUAUGACAACUGCACAGAGAACCAUGAUAUCAUUACAGCGUCAGAAGACCACGAUGUUAGGACCUUUUCUGGCGAAACCAAUAUCAGGAGAGAAAAUCUGGAUGAAUUCAAUGAUAUUGAAAUGCGUCACAGAGCAGAGGUUGAACAGCUUGAACAAGAAAAAGAUGAAGAUAUAAUGGAAUUUAAAGAGCAAAUAAAUCAGCUAUCGUUAGAAAACACAAAGAACCGCGCAGAGAUUACACACCUGAAUCAACAAAAAGAAAAACAAGACAUUAAAAUUGGAAAACUAGUCCAAGAAAAAAAUGAACAAUACGACCACUUUAAGAUGCAAUGGGAACAUCAGAUGGGUAAAGUUGAUGAAAUAUAUCGUAAUGACACAUGGGCUAGGGAGAAUGAAAUCCAAACUUACCAAAACGAAAUAGAAAAGCUUGAAGAAGGAAAGCAGGAAAUGAUCAUCAAAUUUGAAGCUCAAGCGCAUGAGCUGCUUGAGGAAAAUGCAAACCUUCAGUCAGAUGUCGAACGUCUUAAUGAAGAAAAAGAAAAACUAGAGGCUAAAAUAAGGAACUGAUGCAACAGAAAGAUGCACAAUGCAUCGAGCUUGCAAGGAAGAGACAAGACACGCGUGCUGAACUGAAGGACAAAUACGCCGAUAACAUCGACACAAAAACAAAGGAGAAUAAAGCUCUAGAAAACAAAAUAAACACACUUGAAAAAGGAAGAUUUGAAUUCAAAACACAAUUUGAACAACAAAUGAAUACAUUGCGAAGUGAAAAUGAAAACAUUCAGUCAAACAUAAAGCGCAUCAGAGAAGAGAGAGAUAAAUAUCGCGCUAAAACUGAGGAACUUUUUGAAGAACGUGAGGAACAAUGCGCUAUAUUUACUGACCAAUGGCAAGAGGCAAAAAUUGAAAAUGCAACAGAAACACAAAGUAAAGACAGAGAAAUCAGACUGCUCCAUGUCGAUAUGCAAAAUCUGAAAGAAAAGAAGCAUGAAAGUGCCAGAAAGUUUGAAAAGCAACUAAGCGAUCUAACUUCUGGUAAUAAAAAUCUGAAAUCUGAGAUUAAACUGCUGAAAAAAGAAAUAGAAGAGAUGGAUUUUAAGAUUAAAGAACUGCAUAAGAUUCAUGAAUCAAAUGGGUUGUCACAGAAGAAACUUGACAAUGAAAAUCAAGCCAUGGCUACGGAACUAAAAAGAUGCAAAGUCGAAAUCCAAAAAAAAAAAAAAAGAAAACCGGGAAGAGGAAAUGAAAAAACAAGUAAGUGAACUUCGUGCUGAUAACAGUAAGAACAAAGCUGAUAUUACGCGAAUAAGAGAAGAAAGGAACAAGUGCCGAGUCACUAUUGAAGAACUGAAGGGACAAAAAGAUGCGAACAGGAAAAUGCAGGAAGACCACAGAAAAGCUAUGCAUGCUCUGAAGAAUAAAUAUGAUGACAAGAUACAAGCUAAGGAUUACAAGAUACAAAGUCUUCGCGUACAGAGGGACAACUUGCAGUCAAUGCUUCAAUCAAAUGGUAUCGUCGUUCAAAUCAGAUAAGGGAGAGGGGGAUUACGACUCUAUUAUUCUCACUCUUUGAAUAACAUUUUCUAUACCUUUUUUCCAUUACCACUAUACUGACAUCGAGACUAUCUGAAUUUCAGAUUAAGAAUAUAUAAGACAUUCAUUUUGCAUUGAACUUUGCAUUUUUUUAAAUAUGUCUAUGCACUAAAUAAUAUCAAAGUAAGUCGGUAUGUUUUAUUGUCACAAGAUAUGACGUUAAAACUAAAGUGCAAACCAAGUAUUUAAAUUAUAUCGUUUAGAUGCAAGAAACGGAUAAAUUCAAAAAGUGUUAACAAUCAAUAUAGAUAUUAUGAUUCACCAUUUAAUUAUAUCGAAGACUAAAAUUUAGUUUAGCUGAUGUGCGUGCGAGAGUGCGUACGUGUGCGUGUGUGACUUCAUAAAGCAAGACUGGUUUAGUUUGUUUGCCAACUACGUAUUUAAAGUAUAUUGUGUCACUUUAAAGAGAUCAUAUAAUUGUUUCAAAUAAGGCAAAUUUGUUUAUAUUGAUUUUCCUACUAGCAUUUUCUGCAUUUCACAAAAGUUAAUUUAAUAACGUACGGUUUGAAAUACACUGCCGAUUUUUAGUCGUUUACGAGUGUACGCAAUAUAUUUUUGCCUUAGAAAUAAUGACUAGAUAUAAUGCUAGAAGCACAUUUAACAAAUGCAUUCUGAAUGUUCGUACAGAAGGGCGAGAGAGUGAAUAUUGAUAUGAAUGUUGACAUCAGAGUUUAAUGAAUUCUGGCUGGAAAUGUAGUGGCUUGGAUCGCACAAAUACACUUGUUGGAUAGUAAUGAGUAAUAAUGGAAACACUACACAAAAGAAAAGGCAUUUGAACGAUAUGGAAACUCUUAAAUCUUUUACAAUUGUAAUGAAAAAAAUGAUUGCAUGAACAUUUGAUUUUAAUCGUUCUUGUCGUGCUCGAGAACAAAAUAAAUGAUCAGUGAAUGGAACUUUAACAUUACGUUAAAGGAAAUCACGUACAUAUCAGCAAAAUGUGAAUCUGAGAAAUAUGUUAAACAUUCCAACAUGGACUUUAUAAUGGUCUGCGAGAGAAUUGUUCAUAUUCAUAAAAAAGACCUUUACAUACCUUAUUAACCCAUGCCAGAAAAUUUACAAAAUGUUUUCUAUUGCCUUUUCUUGAAAAUGCAAGUAUAUCAGUUUCAUGAGCUACAAUCCCAUACUAUUUUACAUGAUCUUAUUGUGUAGCAUGCCGUGUAAAGUAAAUUCCUUAAUUCAGAGUAUAGCUUUUAUAAGUACAUGUUACGUCUGUUUACAUUUCAUGUUUUCUUUCUCAAUUGGUUCUACACAUUUUCAUAACAUAUUUGCUGAGUUGAAUUGAAUAAUACAUCUCAGGGGUUUAUAAAACUUGAUAGACAUAUAAUACUUUAUCUAAA